CGGUUGUCCUCAUUUCUUUAUCAAGCUCUCACCUGACCACUACGUUUUUCCGUUGGAUCCUCCGUUCCCGACUAGACUGUUGAAAGCUACUACGGAUCCGUCAAUAGCCAUAGUGAUUCUAUCCAAGUCUGAGAAACUGUGCUCCCGUGUUUCGUGUGAUCCAGUGUUGUGUAAAUUAAUAGCGUGCCGUUGUUGCCGCAAAUCACUGGCCAUGUCCACCGUAGACGCACAACUACAUAGCCCGAUAGAGGGCAACCAAACAGCCACCAUUCUGCAGCUGGCGAUGACCGCCUUGCGGUUAUCCAAGGCACCCAGUUCCGAUGGCAACAAUAACGUUGGCCACCAGCAGCGAGUGCGGAAGCAGAUAACGCUCAACGAGGUGUCUUAUCAUGAUUCGUACGACGACUGCUGGAUCGUGCUGUACGAUCGGGUUUACGAUAUCACGAGCUUCCUUAGAAUGCACCCUGGUGGCCACGACGUGCUAGUUGAAAAUGCGGGACGGGAUGCAACGAUAGCGUUCCUCAACGCUGGACAUUCGGCGAUGGCCCUUAAAUCACUGAAGCUCUACGAGAUCGGCGAGCUCCCGAUCAACGAAUGCAUCUACCGAUGCCCGGGAAAGCUAACCUUGGCACACCUGCCGGACUAACAUGGCGCACCUUCCAAGCGGCCUACAGUUUCGAUGCACACGUUCAACCUUUAUUGCCGGUCCGUUCUCCCCAUUUUGCCCAAUCUCUCUAGAAACUCCAUGCAUGUUCAUCCAUGUCAAUGCCGCAGGAUGUAGCACAUCAUUCUCUCAGAAGCUAUCAGUUAUUUAUAAUGAAUUUUCUUACGAUUCGUCUGUGGUAUGGUAGCAAAGCUUUAAUAUGUAUAUAUAAAGUAGUGAACAGUAUUUGAACAUGUACGGAUGGCUGUCGAUGACUCCCGUUUUCACUAUUUAAGCGCAUUACAUUCAAUCAUCAGUUGGGGAGUACCAAACAUACCAAGACUGUGAGUCCGGGCCACGGAUGGUGAUAGAAAUAAACGCAAA
Messenger RNA from Anopheles coustani, 1027 nucleotides. RefSeq names its product cytochrome b5-like. Gene Ontology annotation, molecular function: heme binding. Gene Ontology annotation, cellular component: membrane; intracellular membrane-bounded organelle. NCBI's taxonomy places the organism in Eukaryota, Metazoa, Arthropoda, Insecta, Diptera, Culicidae. The transcript is spliced from 2 exons. Bases 212 to 646 code for a protein of 144 amino acids. The record is from RefSeq and is a predicted model, not a curated record.